AUGUCCUCUGCCAUGUAGCUUGGUUUCAUUUGUCAUAUCUUGGUUUUCACUAGGCAAAGAGAAUAAUAGUAAGAUGGAUAAGAAGGGAUUGAGGCCAGUACCGGUGGCUUAUUUAGUGUUGGGGAUGUUGAUGCUGGCGGGGCAGUCCAGUGCUUCUUUCAAAAGCUGCUUCGAGAGUUGCUUCAUCCUCUGUGUCAUCACUCCAAACCACUCCGUUAGCUACUGCAGUUUUCAGUGCUUGAAAGAUUGCAUCAUACCAAGUAGAUCUCCUUUAGAUCAUAGCAAUAUCCACAAAGACAAUGUCUACUUCUGCAAACUUGGAUGUGCUUCUUCCUUGUGUUCCAAUCUCAGCACUAAAGAAAACCCAGAGGUUGAGAAGGUAGGCGGCUGCGUGGAUUCUUGCUCAGAGACAUGUACCAUCAAGAAUACCUGAGACCGGACGAGGAUUCCUUCUUGAUUUUCUUUGUGAGGAUCCAAGGAAUUCUUAUAUUCUAUUCGUUCAUCGUAUAUUGUACGAUCAAUUUUAGUUAGGGACUGUUUGUAUUUAAUUUUAAAUAAAAAAUUGAAGUGAUUUCUGACCCCCAUAAUUUUAGUUAGGUACUGCUUGUAUUUAAUUUUAAAUAAAAAAAUUGAAGUGAUUUCUGAUCCCACAAUGUACGAUGAACGGAUAGGAGAAUAGGAUCCAAAUCGAAGCAUCGAAGAUUAGGGUUUGGUUAAUUGAU
Pyrus x bretschneideri (Chinese white pear) is the source of this 722-nucleotide messenger RNA. RefSeq names its product thionin-like protein 2. Bases 74 to 433 code for a protein of 119 amino acids. The record is from RefSeq and is a predicted model, not a curated record. The transcript is spliced from 2 exons. Lineage: Eukaryota; Viridiplantae; Streptophyta; Magnoliopsida; Rosales; Rosaceae.